Molecule: messenger RNA, 2481 nt
Organism: Nerophis lumbriciformis (worm pipefish)
Lineage: Eukaryota; Metazoa; Chordata; Actinopteri; Syngnathiformes; Syngnathidae
Source: RefSeq, a predicted model, not a curated record
AGAACAAUGAAUGGGCAAGUACUGAUGUUUGUCUCUCUCUUCGUCCUCGACGCAGUGUACGGCCAAGCCAGCUAUUCUAUACCAGAGGAAAUGAGCAGAGGAUCUUCAGUGGGCAACAUAGCACAUGAUUUGGGGUUAGAAAUACGACGAUUAAUUUCAGGCAAAGCAAAGAUCUAUUCUGGGAACAAUGAGGACUAUAUCGAGCUGAACCGAGAGAAGGGAGUCCUCCUCGUUAAAGAGAGGAUCGACAGAGAGGCUCUUUGCGCACAUAACGCGCUUUGUGCGCUGCAUUUAGAAAUUAUUUUGGAGAAUCCAAUGGAAUUUUACAGCGUCACUGUGCAUAUAACAGACAUUAAUGAUAAUGCGCCAAGCUUUGACAAAAAUGAGUUGAAGUUUAAAUUAAGUGAAUUGGCAAACGUAGGAGCAAAAUAUGUUUUAGAAAGGGCAUUAGAUCUUGAUGUUGGAAUUAACGGCCUUCAAAAUUAUGUAUUAAAACCAACGGAUCAUUUUGCUCUAAAAUUGCAAAAUAACGCAGAUGGAAAUGAAAAUGUGGAAAUGAUUUUACAAAAGCCUUUAGACCGAGAAAAGGAGGAGCAGAUGUCUCUUGUGUUAACUGCUGUUGAUGGAGGAGAGCCGCGGAUGUCAGGAACAAUCCUGAUUCUUAUUACAGUGUUAGACGCUAAUGAUAAUGCCCCUGUUUUUACACAACCAAUCUACAAAGCCACUGUUGCUGAGAAUUCACCUGUAGGAACGGUUGUAGUCACUGUUUCUGCUUCUGAUGCAGAUGGCGAUUUAAAUUCCAAAAUAUCAUAUUCAAUCACCAACACUCGUGACAACAUUAGAAAUAUAUUUGUUGUGGAUAAGGAAAAAGGUCUGGUUUCAUUAAUUGGAAACAUAGAUUUUGAAAAAUCAAGACAAUUUCAAAUUAAUCUACUUGCAAGUGAUGAGGGCGGUCUCACAGAUUCUUGUAAGGUAAUUAUAGAUGUAGAAGAUGUAAAUGACAACAAGCCAAUAAUCAAAAUCAUGUCCAAAUCAAAUGUGGUAUCAGAGGAUGCUGAAAUGAAUACGGCUGUUACAAUGAUCAAUACAGAAGAUUUAGAUUCAGGAGAAAAUGGAAACGUGAAUUGUUUCAUGAAUGAAAAUAUUCCAUUUGUUUUGAAAAGCUCAAAAAAUAACUUCUAUACAUUGGUGACAGAUGGUGAAUUAGACCGAGAGAAGUCAGGCGAGUAUAAUAUCACUGUGACUUGUUCCGAUGAGGGCGUGCCCUCCCUCUCCAGCAGUGUCACUCUCAAUUUACACAUUUCAGAUGUGAAUGACAACGCGCCUGUUUUUGACAGAAGGUUUUAUGAGGCCUCAGUUGUAGAAAACAACACACCCGGUCUCUCUAUAUGCACUGUGAAAGCAAGUGAUGCUGACUGGAACCAGAAUGCUCGUGUUUCUUACAUCCUGGAGGAUUGUUCUGUCAACGGAGUGCCAGUAUCCUCAUACGUCUCCGUCAAUGCUGAGAGUGGAGUCAUUCACACAAUCCGUUCUUUUGACUUUGAGCAACUCAAAGAGUUCCACUUCCAUGUUAAAGCUCAGGAUGGAGGCUCACCUCAUCUGAGCAGCAACGUGAGUGUGGCCAUCCACAUCCAGGACGCCAAUGACAAUGGGCCUCAGGUCCUCUAUCCUGUCCAGACAGGUGGUUCAGUAUUGGCUGAAAUUGUCCCUCAUUCGGCAGACGUUGGCUACCUUGUGACUAAAGUGGUGGCUGUGGACGUGGACUCUGGACAGAAUGCCUGGCUCUCAUACAAAGUGCACAAGGCCACAGACAGGGCGCUGUUUGAAGUGGGCCUCCACAAUGGAGAAAUAAGAACCAUCCGCCAAGUGACUGAUAAAGAUGCUGUCAAACAAAGACUGACUGUUGUCGUGGAGGACAACGGGCAGCCCUCUCGUUCAGCUACUGUCAUUGUUAACGUGGUGGUGGCGGACAGCUUCCCUGAAGUGCUGUCAGAGUUCACUGACUUUAACUUGCAUGACAAGGAAUACAACGACAAGCUGACUUUUUACUUGGUCUUGGCUUUGGCUGUUGUCUCCUUCCUCUUCAUCACCUGCUUACUGCUUAUCAUUUCAGUCAAAGUGUACAGAUGGAGACAGUCUCGCAUCCUGUACCACUCAAACCUGCCCGUCAUUCCGUAUUAUCCGCCACGCUACUCAGAUACUUUGGGGACAGGGACUCUCCCGCAUGUUUAUAACUACGAGGUGUGCAGGACCACUGACUCCAGGAAAAGUGACUGUAAAUUGGACAGAGAUGUUAGUCACAAUUUGUUGGUGAUGGACCCUACCCUGGCAAGGACCAUGCCGGUGAGACAAAGUGAAAAGAAUAUUCUGGAUGAGCCUGACUCUCCUUUAGAGGUUAGUUUUAACAUUUUGAUUUUUGUUGCAAAAUGGACUCUUAGGGACGCUGUUGACCAGAAGGUUGAUGAUUGGGAGCAGGAUUGA